Messenger RNA from Adineta steineri, 1077 nucleotides. Lineage: Eukaryota; Metazoa; Rotifera; Eurotatoria; Adinetida; Adinetidae. The record is from the annotation of a GenBank genome assembly.
AUGUCUACUACUAAUAUAAAAAAUAAUGGAGAGCAACAAACAAAUUUAAAUCGUUCUUCCUAUGCUCAUUUAUUGGCUGGAGGUCUUGCUGGUACAUUUGGUGCUGUAUUAACAUGUCCAUUAGAAGUUAUCAAAACUCGUUAUCAAUCAUCACAAAAUGCAUUUUCUCACGAAAAAAGUUAUUUGAACUUAAAAUCACCUAACAGUAAUACUACUAUUCCAUAUUCAAAAUUAGAAACUAAACGUCCAAGUAUAAUGGGUUCUCUUCGAAAUAUUGUUAAAUAUGAAGGUGUUCCAGGACUUUUUAAAGGUCUUAUUCCAAAUGUAAUUGGUGUUGCACCAUCACGAGCUAUUUAUUUUUUUGCUUAUGCAAAUUCAAAAACAUUUUUAGUUAAAAAAAUGGAAAAAGAAACACCGUUAGUACAUGUAACUUCGGCAGCUGUUGCAGGUAUUGCAAUGUCUACAUGUACGAAUCCAUUAUGGUUUAUUAAAACUCGACUUCAAAUUGAUCAGGGAAAUCUUCGUGCUGUUGAUCUUAUUCGUAAUGUUUAUCGUGAACAUGGUAUAUGGGGUUUUUAUAAAGGUAUUUCUGCAUCGUAUGUUGGUGUAUCAGAAACUAUUGUUCAUUUUGUACUCUAUGAGCAAAUCAAAGCUCAAUUUCAGUUAUUACAAUCACGUCGUUCACUUGAUGAUACAAGUUUAUAUAAUUUUGUAUCUUAUUUGACUGCUGCAGCAUGUUCAAAAUCAUGUGCAACUAUAUUAUGUUAUCCUCAUGAAGUUGUUCGAACACGUUUAAGAGAAGAAGGCAGUAAAUAUCGAACAUUUAUGCAAACAUUAAGAACAGUUUAUUAUGAAGAAAGUGUAGCUGGAUUAUAUCGAGGUUUAUUAACACAUCUUAUUCGACAAAUUCCGAAUACUGCUAUUAUGAUGAGUACAUAUGAACUUGUUAUUGCAUUUCUUACAUCAAAUUCUCUUAUGUCAGCAUCACGAGUUGAAGUAACAACGAUACAAACAAAAAAAGUUCUAUUACGUCAAGUCGAUGCAGAAGCAAAUGCCGUAAAUGCAGUUGAAUUAUAA